This is a messenger RNA of Sodiomyces alkalinus F11, 572 nucleotides long. RefSeq lists its product as hypothetical. The record is from RefSeq and is a predicted model, not a curated record. The transcript has a single exon. Bases 229 to 534 code for a protein of 101 amino acids. NCBI's taxonomy places the organism in Eukaryota, Fungi, Ascomycota, Sordariomycetes, Glomerellales, Plectosphaerellaceae.
CUGUUUAUUUGCUACCGUAUCUUAUUCCGACACGUUCGACAUUUUGGAGCACAUUGGUUGCAUCAAGUUCUGCUAGGCAAUCACCACCGCUAUGUUUUCUACAUGUUGAACUCGAGAUCCAUGUGCACAAUCCAGAUCAUCUCCAGACCUAGUACUACUUGUCUUCCACGGUCGGAUGCACAAAUAGCCGUCUAGUCAAUAUCCCGAGACCCUCUACGAACCACCGGUAUGACGUCCUCCUUCGAGACGGCUAAGCAUGAACAUCUUCUUCGCAGCCCUAGACCAGCCAGAGCUUGCAAUGAAAAUGAGUGGUUCGCGUCACCUGGAGGCAGUGUAAUACCAGGGACACUGUGGGCAAGGCCGUGUGCAAGCACAGAGGGCCUCGCCCGAAGGCCAAAAAUAAGAUUAAUCACGAUUGGUCUCCUUAGAGACCUUUCAGAGAUUAAACUGAAAAGAACAGAUACUACACUUGAUCUAAGCCAAAAGGCUACAGGGAAAUGUUCGUUAGCACAUGUCUUGGCAUGGUUCGUGUGACCCCAUGGUUUGAGGCAAUUUGGGGGUCGGGUUCAACG